Thalassophryne amazonica is the source of this 2349-nucleotide messenger RNA. It is a transcript of the gene dele1, whose product is annotated as DAP3 binding cell death enhancer 1. Gene Ontology annotation, molecular function: protein binding. The transcript has 12 exons. The record is from RefSeq and is a predicted model, not a curated record. NCBI's taxonomy places the organism in Eukaryota, Metazoa, Chordata, Actinopteri, Batrachoidiformes, Batrachoididae. Bases 128 to 1699 code for a protein of 523 amino acids.
CUCUGACCACAGAUUUGGAUCUGAUUCUUUGGACCUGUCACCUGGACAGAACGACAGAACCGACACAGACCAGGAUCACGAUGCGUCUGUGGAUCAAGUUUGUUGAUUUAAGGUGAAAAGACUAACAAUGUGGAGAGUUCCGGGAUUCGUUGGACGAGUUUUAAACAGGUGCUAUGGUAACAACGCCCUACGUUUGUCCCAGAACCACCAUGUGGACGAUGAGGUUAUCAGCAGCUCGUCUGUGCUCACCACCUCUCGGUGUUCAUCUGAUGGCAGUUCUCAGAAAGAGGGAGGUGGAAAGAAGAGGAAGAAACAGAGGACAUUUCACUUCAGCCAUGCAGACCUUCCACGUUACACAGCCCUGGAUGCUGUGGGAUGGGGGGCAGCAGCGGUUCUGUUAAUGCACAUCUGCAGGAGAAUCCACUCCCAGUUCUCUUCUAGCCCAGAGUCCUCCGUGAUCCCUUGUGUGGCAUCCAAGGUGCUCAAGUGUGGCAGUCUGCUUGAGAUCUUAUCUCGAAAUGAUGUCCUGCCCAGAGGAAGGAGUGUUCUGUGUGUGCAGAGGGCGCCAGAGAGACAGAACCGAGCUCAGUCCCCCAUCCAAAGCAGCAGCAGCAGCAGCAAUGACGUCAGGUAUCACAGCCUCACAGACCCCCCCAACCUGUCUGCUGACUACAAUAUCUCUAACCACCAGAGGGCACCGCUGAGACAGCAUUCCACUUUGCCUGAAGAAUCUGUGUCUUCAUACCAUUGUCCUUUGGAGAACAAAAAACAUCACGACAAUGCAGAGGCUCAAGAUAGUAACAAGAAGCAAAUCUCAUCGCAUGAGGAGAGGUUGGCAGAAGCAACACUGAAACUCACACAUACAGGAAAUACCAGCAUUCCUGUCAUCCUCAACAUCAUCGGUCUGGAAAACGCCAAGCGUGAGAACUACAAGGCAGCCGUCACCUGUUUUCUAGCUGCAGCUCAGCAUGGCUACAGCAAAGCCCAAUUUAACAUUGGUGUUUGUUAUGAGAAGGGCAGGGGAAUCGACACAGACAUUGAGAAGGCUUUGUGUUAUUACUGGCAGGCAGCACUCAACGGCCACAGGCAGGGUCAGUAUCGCUAUGCCAAAGUACUCCUGACCAGCAGGAGGCAGCAGAGUGCAGAGGAACUGAGCACAGCCAUUGAAUUACUCAAGCAGGCUGCUGAGGCUGGACUCACCAAGGCUCAGCUCUGCCUGGCUUCAGUCUACUCUCAAGACCCCGUGAGAAAUGGGUGCAAGUCUGUCCAGUACCUCAAGAUGGCAGCAGAGACAGGAAACGACACUGCCUUGCUGUUCCUCGGUCAGUGUUAUGAGAGUGGAUUUGGGGUGCAGCAAAAUCCGAGAGCAGCAUUUGAAUUCUACAAACAAGCCACUCAAGCAGGCAAUGGCCAAGCAAAACUCUUACUCACGCCCCCUAGUGACACAAAGGAUGCAGUCCUACGCUCAGUCCGUUCAGCUCCGUGUUUAUGUGACCGUUGGCACCAGCAGCACCUCGUCCUCUCUCUGUCCGACCACAUCCCCCACUCCAAAAGCCACCCUGUCACCAUUCCUCUCCUGCCUCACUCGUGGAGCACUGGGAGCCUGUGUCCUCCACCUGAGGUGUCCUCUACACCACUGCACAUCCUUCCCUCCAGCACUGAGAUAGGAAGUUGCCAGUGGACUGUGGGGAUCGGAUAGAUGAGACAGGAAUGUGUGCUCACCCGAAGAGAAAGUUCAAAGUGCGGUGGUUCUGUGCGACUGUGAAUACAGGGUUGUGGAUGAGUAGAUUUUAUACUUUGAUGAAUAUUUGAUUGUAGAAGUGUUUUUAAGCUACAAUGUUUUAUUAGUCAUUGUUCAGUAAGAGGUAUGAAAAUAUUAUGUGCGUGAUACUCUUCUGCAAGCAAGAAAGUGUGAUCGCUGUGCCUUUUCUUAGCUUGAUGGAAAGUCUCACGACGUUAACCUGCUUGUUUGAUGUCUAAGCACUUACAAAGCCAUCCUGUUACAAAUUAGAAUAUUUUUUAUCUCCUCAAAGCAAUUCACUGAAAACAGACUUCAUGAACAUGCUCUCCAUCAUGCCAAAACAACAAAUCGGAGGUGAAAAAUAAAUGCAUUUGUGAUAUUUCUGAUUUAGCUUAGUUUAAAUAAAUUAUGAUACCUUGUAAAAUGCAUAGUGCAUGUUUUGAAUUUUGUGUCACUCGUCAUACAGCUUCAUGAUGCAGUGGUAUUGAGAAAGACAUCAAAUCUGUGCUUGCAUCUCAGAUGUACCUUCUGGCAAAUUGUAGCUGAACUUUCAGGUCUUCUUUUUAAGAAAAUCCUGUUCUAUACCACUUCAUCAUGAUGCUGUAUAC